GGGACAUAAAGCAGUUUUGAAAAUGGCGGAUAAAGAGAAGAAAAAGAAGGAGAGUAUUUUCGAUUUGUCGAAAUACAUCGACAAACAUAUCAGAGUUAAGUUCCAAGGUGGUCGUGAAGCUAGUGGUUUCUUAAAAGGCUUCGACCCGCUGUUAAACCUUGUGCUGGAUGGCACCAUUGAAUACAUGAGAGAUCCUGAUGACCAGUAUAAGUUGACUGAAGACACCAGGCAGCUCGGUCUGGUUGUGUGUCGAGGGACGUCCGUUGUGCUAAUCUGUCCACAGGACGGGAUGGAAGCCAUUCCAAACCCUUUCGUUCAACAGCAGGACGGAUAAUAUACACACUAAUGCACAUCGAGACCGUUAUUCUCAACCCUGUUCCUGGAGGCCCCGCAACACGGCACAUUUUGUGUAUCUCCCUUUUCUGAUACACCCAAUUCAGGUCUUGGAGUCUCUGCUAGCGAGCUGUUGAGUUGAAUCAGGUGUGUUUGAUUAGGGAGAUAUCCAGUAGUGUUGGGGGGGCCUCCGUGAACGGGGUUGGGAACCUCUAUUAUGGGUGGCUUUUUGUUAGGUCUGAAAUCAUGGAUAGUGAUGUCACUGAUUUAAAAAAACUUUUUGUAUUUAGACUCAGGAUCACUGUUGGUUUUGUUUCUGCAGUUUAUGAAACUCAAACGUAUUGGUCUGUUUUGUGUGUGUUGAUUAUGAUUUUUGAAAUAUGUGACAUGUUUAUGAAAAUGGAAAAUGUUCCGCUGGUUCUUUCAGCUUUGUUUUAAUAUUGCAGUUAAUUUGGACAUUAAUAAACACGUGAGAUUUCAUCUUUUCUAAUAUAAGCAAAAACUACGUUUACGACUGUACCUCAAAGGGUGGAUCCCACAGGCUUGUUUUUUGUUUUAAGCUCUUGUAGACACAAAUUAAGACAUAGGAAAGCAUUAUAUUGUCUUAAUGGAAACUGUAUUUACAGUAGCUUACAUUUGAAUACAACUAGAGGCCUUCAGAUAACAGAUUGUCGUUUACCUUAAUGGUGUCCCCUCCUCUGUUUAACACUGUUAACACACAAAGUGACUAUAUAGACUCAAUUCUGGGACCCUUUUGGGGGAAUGUUUUUUCUGCAGUUAUCAAGUUGUAAUUGAGUAAACGUAAAAAAUUAAAAAUAAUUCUAAUAACAAUGACAAGAAGUUGGUGUUUGUGAGUGCAAUCUCUAUUAAAUAAUUGUU
Molecule: messenger RNA, 1212 nt
Organism: Xyrauchen texanus (razorback sucker)
Lineage: Eukaryota; Metazoa; Chordata; Actinopteri; Cypriniformes; Catostomidae
Product: U6 snRNA-associated Sm-like protein LSm7
Exons: 4
Coding region: 23-334 (103 amino acids)
Biological process (GO): nuclear-transcribed mRNA catabolic process; mRNA splicing, via spliceosome
Cellular component (GO): Lsm1-7-Pat1 complex; catalytic step 2 spliceosome; U2-type prespliceosome
Molecular function (GO): RNA binding
Source: RefSeq, a predicted model, not a curated record